Molecule: messenger RNA, 1115 nt
Organism: Athene cunicularia (burrowing owl)
Lineage: Eukaryota; Metazoa; Chordata; Aves; Strigiformes; Strigidae
Gene: MMACHC
Product: metabolism of cobalamin associated C
Exons: 4
Coding region: 216-785 (189 amino acids)
Biological process (GO): cobalamin metabolic process
Cellular component (GO): cytoplasm
Molecular function (GO): demethylase activity; FAD binding; cyanocobalamin reductase (cyanide-eliminating) (NADP+) activity
Source: RefSeq, a predicted model, not a curated record
CUGGGGCUGGAAACGCUCCUGAGGAGCCGCGUUGCUCGUUAGAGAGCCUGUCCGGUCCGGCCGGUGAAGGACGUGAAGGGUGUUGCUGUGCCUUGACACCGGCAAGAUCACUGGCUGAACUAGAGGUUGGAUGGUACAAUGCUAUUCUUCAGCCAGCCUUUCAUCUCCCCUACCCAGAUGACACACUGGCCUUCGUUGUCCUCAGCACACCUUCAAUGUUUGACAAAGCCCUUAAACCUUUUGUGAACAAAGAACGGUUAAAAAUAAUCAGGGAUCCUGUAGAUCAGUGUGUUUCUCAUCAUUUUUCACGUGUGAAGGAGAAAUUCCCUGACCAGAAGGUGGAUAUCAUCUUUGAUUAUGAGAUUCUGCCAAGCCGAAAGCCCAGGUUCUUGGCACAGACAGCUGCCCAUGUUGCUGGAGCUGCAUAUUACUACCAAAGGAAGGAUGUGAAGCUUGAUCCUUGGGGGAAAAAGAAGAUCUAUGGUGUAUGUAUCCAUCCCAAGUAUGGUGGUUGGUUUGCUAUCCGGGGUCUGCUCCUGUUCCCAGAUAUUCAGGUACUGUUCCUGGAACAGUCUGCCCCGGUUGACUGUGUGAGCACAGAAGAGAAAAGAAUUGAGUUGCUGGAGCAAUUCAAUUUCCACUGGCAGGAUGGCCGCUACAGGGACAUAAUUGAAGUAAAGGAAAGAUAUUCAGAGGAGCAAAAAGCCUACUUUGCCACUCCUCCAGCAGAGAGAUUCAGACUGCUAGGGCUGACACAAGAAGCCCAGAGAAGCACAUUUCACUAACGUGGCUCUGUGAAGGGGCAGAGGGCAAACAAAGUGUAACUCAUCAGCACCUUCUUUUCCACCGUGCUGAGGACGGCGUGCUGAAACAGAGAUGGCAAAUCCAAGCAGCGUGUGCAGCGUCUCAAUCCAAACAGCAGCUCCUCAGAGUCAGAGGGAGCACUGCAUCACAGCACUUGUGGUCUGGAGAAAGGUGGGAGCAGUCUGUGCUGCUGCUGAUUCGGUCUGUCUUUUGGGGAGUCUGGUAAGAUGCCAAUUAGCCUUUGGCUGGGAAAAGUUCAGACACCCUGGCAACUGGAAAACCCGUACUGCUCACCAGAGAAGUAAUUUUUG